AUGUCUAGCAAAAUAUUGACGGCAUUACAAUGGGCUAAUCGCUUCAAGGCGAUUGAAGAUGGAUUGGAGAGUGCAAGGGUGAACACUGAAGGAUUAAUUCACCCAUCGUCGAGUGAGCAUGUCAGCCAGAUGUCAGUGCAUGAGGAUGGUGUCUUGAAUGCACCCAUCCUUCCUACUCCUAGCCCAUCAUUGACUGCGUCUCAGCCCAAUAAUCCCUUCACAGUGGUCAAGAAAGCAUCUGUGAUGCCAAGGCAGGAUGAAGGAGAUCCUGAUCCUGCCAUGGAGACCAGAUCUUUGUUUCAGCUUUCAUCUGACUGGAAGAUGCUGGAUCGCUACCUCAUAUCAUGCAUCAACAUCGAUGAACAUCUAUUUGAGGUCACUCUGUUCAUCAACAUGUUGAAGGGCUCUUGUGUGGUGUGUUUCAUGACUGACAAAGCCACGUCAGGCAUGCCCACCCAUAACAACGCACUGCACUGCCCAUUUGCCAACAUAUUCUGCAAGUCGGACAUUGAAGAAUUUUGCACAGAAUAUUGA
Laetiporus sulphureus 93-53 is the source of this 534-nucleotide messenger RNA. RefSeq lists its product as uncharacterized. The record is from RefSeq and is a predicted model, not a curated record. The coding region runs from base 1 to 534 and encodes 177 amino acids. Lineage: Eukaryota; Fungi; Basidiomycota; Agaricomycetes; Polyporales; Laetiporaceae. The transcript is spliced from 2 exons.